UCACAGCUGUUUUAAAGCAUAAAACAUGUUGCGCUUGUAAAAUCGAAGAAAAAUUUAAAGAGCUUAAUUAAAACGGAGCUAGAUCGUUGGCAGCAUGGAGGAGAGUGACGAGAAAGAGUUCAACUGUAUAGACGAGGCGAAUGCCAUCAUAGAUGAUGUCAAGGCUCACGUGGCCGAAAUAGCCAUAUCUUCCAAAUUGGACAGCAGUGCCACGCAGAUCUAUCUCAAUAUCCGCACCAUUGAGAGUGCCACUUGCUGUGUCCAAGUGACUAGCCGAGGAUUCAAAAUAGUCUCUUCACAAUAUGACACUAUCGAUGAGGACAAGGUACUGAAAGCUGCACUGCUGGAUAACGAUGAUGAGGGGGAGCCGGAGGAAGAGGAGAUAUUUGAGACGCCAUAUGCACUGCUGGACAAGAUCAGUCCACGGUAUGUUGAGUCGUUUGGUAAUCAACUCUGCCAACAGUUGCGGCAACUUCAGCAAAUGCGCACUGAAUUCAUUGAAGAAGACGAAGAAGAGGAGGAGGAGGACGACGACUAAGUGGAGGGGAUUCCCCGAUAAACAACUUCAACCUGAGGCUGUACUCAUUAAACACAAUAUUUGUAAUGUUAGUUUAUUUAUGUAUUUUAUGUGUAUUCGUAACCAUGAAAGUAUUUCGGAUCGUGUAGCAACUCAAAAUCGAACCACUCUAGACUUUUAAGCGUUUCAAAAAUAAAGAUUGUGAUUGCAA
Molecule: messenger RNA, 728 nt
Organism: Drosophila innubila
Lineage: Eukaryota; Metazoa; Arthropoda; Insecta; Diptera; Drosophilidae
Product: GSK3-beta interaction protein
Exons: 1
Coding region: 95-538 (147 amino acids)
Biological process (GO): regulation of canonical Wnt signaling pathway
Cellular component (GO): cytoplasm
Molecular function (GO): protein kinase A binding; kinase regulator activity
Source: RefSeq, a predicted model, not a curated record